AUGUAUUUGCUAAAUGAUGACGUUUCGAAUGAUACCGCUCACAAUGUCUGUACUAGUCUUGACUCUCUUCAAUCUCGUCUUGAAGUUGUCGACCGGGACACGAUACGCCGUAAAUUUGCGCGCUACAGUCGUCAACACGCACAUGUCGAUGAUCUUUCCGGCAUAAAUCGAUACAAUUCCGUAUUACUACAGAGCUCCAUGUUAUUACAAGAGGACGGAGCACUAGCAGCGAGACUAGACGACGUUAUAUACCUACUGGACGGUCUAUUAGGCCACGUCAAGACACGAAAAGGACACUUGGCUCCGACAUGUAGUGUCUUGGAAUUAAUACAAUUACUACAAGAUCCAAGGAUCUUGCAGGCUGUGGAAUUGUCGUGUCAGAGACGUCAGAUUCAGUCCAAGAUGAAGGAAUUACUACUUACGAAGCUAAUACAAAGUACAGAAGCAGGAGACGAAAUGUUUCGCAUCUCACUGGCAGUAUUGGUCUAUAUUUUAUCAAGAAGUUCAAAUGCAGAUGAGUAUUUUGAUUAUAACGUAUUGGAUGCAGUGGUUUGUGCAAUAAAACAAGAAGUGACACGAGAUGAGACGAAAGGAACUCAGGAGCAAGCGGAAAAUGUUGUAGAGACAAAACCAGCGAGUGUGACUGAAUCUACACAGCAAAGUCGUUUACUAGGAAAAAAGCGCCUGAAACGGAAGCAGAGUUCGUGGCAACAGACUUUGAAGCCAAAGAAUACUGUGGAUGUAUUUUCUCGUGCUGAAAAAGUGUCAUUGGUGGGUCCAACAUUGGUAAAGGUACAUAUUCUGGAUGAAUCUUGUUGGGCUAAACUGGAUGAGCAAUUGCGCGACCAUGAAUCGUUUUAUGUUGAAGAUAAGCUGCAUGUUUCUGUGAUAAGUGCAUUAAGCGCUGCUUUACACAUCCUGCUGCAAGUUGGUGGAUGUUCGUUGAGCUUUUCUUCAAAUAGAGCUCAGCAGUAUCAGCGAGAAGUAAAUGCUCAAUUAGAUGGUGCUGUAAAAGAUGCCGCAGAAGAUGCCUUUCAACUGAUUCGAGCACGGAAAUGUCAGCUUGUACGGAACGGCGCAAUCGACGUGUUAGUGUGUAGUCUUGCUCAGCUGCUAAAUGGCGUUGAAGCAUUGUUGCCAUCGACUUCCGUUAGAGAGAUUACGCUUGAGUGCGCUUAUUUGUUCAAUAGCGUCAGUAUGCUGCUAGGUGUCUUUGAUCAAGUAACGUAUUUAGCCUUGGAUGUGCAGCGAUAUAUUUCAAAAAGAAAAGACCUUUUUGCGUUGUUGCUGAAGCUGAUCCAGUUACUUAGUGAGCUCAGCUGGGGUAUGCAUGCGCGAAAGCGGUGGGAGAUUGAAUUCACGCGGAUGUCGUUGGCUGUUGAAGUGUUGCUGGCGGCUUUGCGCGUGUUAACUAAUUUGACUCAUCACAACCUGAAGGCAGCAAGCCACGUUUUUGCCUUAGGUGGCAUGCAGCUGCUUCCAUCCUCUUUUUUCCAGCUACGAAGUCUUGUGGCGACCGCAAAAAAACCUCCCAUGUCAUCGUCGGUGACGAGCAAAUGGGAGUUUGAUGCGUGUUUACUGCUACUAAGUGUGAUGUUGAACAGUAUUGAGUUCAGUGAGGAGAACCGUGACGCUCUAGCAAGCGCAUCAAUAUGCCAAGUUGAGUCGGUUUGUGAUGCUUUCGAUCUAUUUACGCGAUUUUUCCUCGCAAAACUGCAGUCAUAUAAACAUUUGAUUGAUUUGACUGAGACUCAAGGCGCGAGUGGGGCAAUUUUGAUGGAAGACAAAGGUGACGACUGGAACCCGGAGGAUGUGAUUCUCGGGGGGUUGCGCGUCAAUGCUGCUCGGAUAUUUGAUGAAGGGCUCCCCGGACAAUUUGUGUUUGCUGCUUUCCACUCGCAGAUCGAUGCACUGACCCCUGAUGUUGCACAAUCCAUCCUUCAUGUUGAAGACGUGCUGAAGUCAUGUGAGGGGAAUGGGUUUGAAACGUACAAACGUUGUCUGACGCCAGGUGUUGAUGCAAAAGCGUAUCCUGGUGUUUUUGCGUGGCAAUAUGAUUUCUCAAUGUCAUCGGAUUCGAUUCUAGCAGCAAGAAGUGAAGAGGCUGGCAUCAAUUUCAAUUCUGUGCUGACCGAGAAAUUCGUUCAGUGCGAAAGCAGUGGUAUUUUACCAUCAUCUCUACAAGUUCGCACGCUGAAAAACGUUUGCUUUGAUUUGGAUGAUUCUGAUGAGGAUCAUGAGCCACAAGGGCAGAUUCGAGACAAUGUGCUGGCCACGAAGGCGGCUCGAGCAAGCUCUCAGAACCUCCAGGCUAUUGAAAUUCUUGUCCCAGCUCAUACUCUGCCGAGAACCCCGUGUAGGAAACAGGCUCAAUUGGAGUUUUCCGUGGAAGCAUCUCCAGCUUUGCAAACACGUACAAUGAGUCCUUCGCACGCCAGUAGAUCCACGCCCACCGCAGUUCGUCCGGACGGCUCGUUAUCAUCACCAGUCGUUGCGCGACUUCUGAAACGAACUCGUGAACUAGUUGAAGAAUUCGACGUUGAGUUUGCAACAUUGAAUUGCUCAAUUCGUGAGACGAAAGUCGAAAAUAACACCACAAAAAGAGUUGACAGUGCACGGUCGCCAGAUAUGACGCUUACGAUGACUGUGUCUUGCGAUGAUUGUGGGAGUGAAAGGUUGGAUCUUUCUCAAAAUGUGCGUGCCGAAAACUGCAAUGUCAUUGAGACCACCAACAAGAUUGCUGAGGAGCUCGACGACCGUGUUGGGAUGUCAUUCAAGCGAAAAACAAAGAGCGCGCGGAAUUCCGACGGAAUGGCGAAAAGUUCUAUCGGGCACGAGAGCUCAUCGUUUGAAUACACGCCCGCAGAAGCGUUAUCAUCUACCCCUCUGCGUACGCAACAAAGUAAAGCACUGCUGCGAACGCCAACCAGAGAUAGAUGCUCUCCCGGGUUCUAUCGAUCAUCACCAUCACUCAAUCUGACGCCUACGAAGACGACUCCAUCAACGCCGUUAUGGCUAAGAAAGUCUGCGGGGCUGCUGCAGGCGUCAAUGAAGAGCGAUCACUCUUACAAACCUAGUCAGUCGCGCCUGUUGGUAAGUCCGCGUCACCGAAAGGCAAGAAAAGCUCGUGUUCCUGCAUCGGCUCGAUCUAGCUCUAUAUUUGACUUCACGGCUUAG
Peronospora belbahrii is the source of this 3177-nucleotide messenger RNA. NCBI's taxonomy places the organism in Eukaryota, Oomycota, Peronosporomycetes, Peronosporales, Peronosporaceae. The record is from the annotation of a GenBank genome assembly.